AUGCAUUUCGUACUACUUGGCGCCAGUGGCCGCACCGGCCAAAAAGUCGUGUCUGAGCUACUCUCCGAAGGCCACACAGCAGUAGCCCUCGUCCGCUCUGCCAAGAGCGUCGCUGCUCGUCCCGGUCUCACAAUUAUCACCGGCUCGCCACUCUCGCGGUCUGACAUCCACGCCGCCUUGUCCGCUGUGCCAAACACGCCUCCAUCCGCGGCCAUCUUUACGUUGAACACGGUGCGCACGUCCGAUAGCCCGUUCGCGGCGCAAGUGUCGCCUCCUCGCUUCCUGGCGGACUCGUGCGCCAAUGCCUGUGAGGUACUGGCGCAGGCAGGCGUCACAAGAAUCGUCGUCAUGUCGACUGCGGGCGCGGGAGAUUCCUGGGCGAACCUGCCGCUGCUCAGUAAGGCCUUUUUGGGGUGGACCAACGUCAAGCACGCUCUUGAAGACUACAACAUUCUCGACCAGGAGAUUCGCAGAACAAAGAUGGACUGGACGUUGGUGAGACCGGUAAGAUUGGAUUUCGACAAGGAGGACAUCGGCAAGGGGGACGUGAGAACACUGGGCAGCGACGGGAAGGGCAUGCGCAUGAGUGAUAGCGUGACGCUGCCAGCUGUGGCAAGAUUUCUGGUCAAGCUUGCGACUGAAGGGCUCUUUGUCCGGGAGUCAGUUGUAGUGAAAGAGUGA
Akanthomyces muscarius is the source of this 681-nucleotide messenger RNA. RefSeq lists its product as uncharacterized. The transcript has a single exon. The record is from RefSeq and is a predicted model, not a curated record. Bases 1 to 681 code for a protein of 226 amino acids. NCBI's taxonomy places the organism in Eukaryota, Fungi, Ascomycota, Sordariomycetes, Hypocreales, Cordycipitaceae.